GUGUGAAAAGCCCGGACCGUAUUUCUGACGGACAACAACAAGACCUCCCAGCCGGUUGAUAUCCGUGUUGAGAAUUCAAGUCGUUACUUCGUAAAAUCUGGGAUUCAUACCGCUUGUCACUCGAACCUUUGAGGUUGAAGUGUUUCAGUAGACGGAUAAAUGUCUGAUGCAUCAGAACUUCCUAAAAAAGAAGAAGAGGAGGAGGUUACACCUGAACCAGAGGAGCCAUCCGACGACAGCAGUGAGGAGGAGGCUGCAGGAGAGAUGGACUUCCUGAGAAACCUCUUCUCCAGCACCCUGGGCCUCGGCUCAGCAGACAAAGUUCUGGAUGAACUGACUCUGGAAGCAGUGGCUCGCUACAUAAAUAGCGGCAAAUGUAAAAACAUCCUCUGCAUGGUCGGAGCUGGAAUAUCUACAUCGGCUGGGAUCCCUGAUUUCCGCUCUCCAGGAACCGGCCUGUAUGCAAACCUGCAGAAAUAUAACCUUCCCUACCCUGAGGCCAUCUUCCAGAUAGAUUACUUUAAGAAACAUCCAGAACCUUUCUUCGCUUUGGCCAAGGAGCUUUACCCCGGACAGUUUAAGCCGACUAUUUGUCACUACUUCAUUAAGCUACUGAAAGACAAAGGACUCCUCAGACGCUGCUACUCACAAAACAUCGACACUCUGGAGCGAGUGGCCGGACUGGAGGGAGAGGAUCUGAUUGAGGCUCAUGGAACCUUCUACACAUCUCACUGCGUCAGCUUCUGCUGCCGCAAAGAGUACAACCUGGACUGGAUGAAAGAGAAAAUCUUUUCUGAUGACAUUCCUCGAUGUGACAAGUGCAGCAGCUUGGUGAAGCCAGAUAUCGUCUUCUUUGGAGAAAAUCUGCCUGUCCGGUUUUUUACCUCCAUGAAGUCGGACUUCCCUCGCUGUGAUCUCCUCAUCGUCAUGGGGACGUCUCUACAGGUCCAACCCUUUGCAGGUCUAGUCGGCAGGGUUUCAAAAAGCUGCCCCAGACUGCUCAUCAACAUGGAGAAGGCGGGGCAGGCUGAUCCUCUGCUUGGGUUGUUGGGCUUUGGAGGAGGGAUGGACUUUGACUCAGACAAAGCUUACAGAGAUGUAGCUCACAUCAGCACGUGUGAUGAAGGCUGCCUGGCUCUCGCUGACCUGUUAGGAUGGAAGGCCGAGCUGGAAGACCUGGUGAAGCAGGAGCACGCCAGGAUCGACAGUCAGGACAAGAAAGCAAAGUCGAGCGCGGACAGCAAAGGAGCCGCAGCCAAGGGGGGCUCGGCUUCUGUGGCCCCAGCGCCCGAAAAAGAAGAGUAACUCAAAAAGGUCUCUCAGAGAAGCUUCUGUAGUGAUGUCGCGGUUUGGAGUUGGCUCUUAAAGACAGGUCAUGAUACAGGGGUCCUCGUUUGGAAGUAAAGCUGCUUCAGUCAGUUGCUCUUUGUUUCAAUUAGAGGAAGUCUCAGAGGGCGCUGUUUUUCAUGCUCCUGUUUUUAUCAGUUAUUUGCACUUUACUGAAAUAACCAACUUUUUUUAUUGUUUUCAUUUGCUUUAACUAAAUCUGCCUCAGAUGCGUAUUCAUUACUGUGGCAUUUAAUUUAAAGUGGGGAUGGGUAAAAACAAUUACAAUAUUAUCUCCAGAUGUAACUAACACAACAGAUGGGCACAUUAACCGUACAUAGGAUGGACAACGGGUCUUCAUUUCUCCUCUAUGUGCACUGAUAAAUGUGCUGGUGUUGUGGUAGGACGGAUGUGACACUUCCUCUGCUAAACGAAACAUGCAUUUAAAUAAUCGCUAAAACAUCAGACCACAGCAGAAAAAGAUUCUUGAGUUGAUUGAUGCCAAAACUCACAGUUACAGAAAGUUCAGCGACUCUCGUGUCAGUGUUUGUUAAGUUUUCUCUCGUUGUUCUCCUCUACUCAAAUAAUCAAGCUGCAGGAGCCGCAUCAGUCAACAGAGCUGUCAAUCAACCUUCUCGUUCACAUCAGAGAACUAAAUAAAACUAAACUUCUUCCAAUAAACUCACUUAGACAUAAAUCGGCAUGAUAAGAACUAAUUGCUUUGAAAGAAACCAUGUUUGAGAAAUAUUUAUUUGACGUUUGUUAGAAUACAGGAAGGCAGGCUUUAGGAGCCAAUACUGCAACCAGCCACCAGGUGGAGCUCUAAGAAUUAUGGCUUCUUUGGACCAAGUGUUGCUCAAUUCUAUGCACAGCCAAUGCAUGGAGGGAUUUAGGACUCUUACAUUUAGUGGGUGUUUUAUUUCAGUUUGAUGCUUCUGAAAAGAUAACCCUGCUGUUUAUUUAACUUCUCGUCUUUCCUCCCGACCUGUCGGCUUGAUCGGACAGUUAACUCAUAAAAGCAUCAAACCCGUCAAAAAACUGAACUUCCUGAUAGUUGAACUGAUGUUCCUGGAAGUGAGGAUGGCUGGGUGGAAGUUGUUAAAUGUUUUAAAUUACCAGCUUUUUGUUAACGUCAUGGAUUUCACUUCUCUAAUUAUUUCAACUCUGUUUUUUCAGGUGUAAUAUAGCAACAAGCGCCAUUGUGCUCAAAGUAAUAGAACAUUUCUCCAUCCACACUCAGAGCCCGAGUUAAUGUCCCUCGUGAAACUUUAAGGAUGAUGUUCAGCAGAUAAACAAGAUAACUAAACAGAUAAGAAAUACUCAAACACAGUGAGGUGUCAUGAAGAACUAAAGAUGUUUAAACUAUGUGGACUUUCUGAAAAUGCAUGAGUUGUUACAUCAUUAAAAAAAACAUAGUGGGUGGACAUAUUUACAUUACAGGCUGUACAAAUAAUGCAAUAAAAACAACAUUUAUAAAUCUAACUAUGUUCAACUCUGACGUCAUUUUUUCUGACAUCCCUGAUGUUAGCCAUGUAUGGCUCCCAGAGCUGAAUAAAGUCCUUCAGUUUGCCUUUGACAA
Molecule: messenger RNA, 2905 nt
Organism: Notolabrus celidotus (New Zealand spotty)
Lineage: Eukaryota; Metazoa; Chordata; Actinopteri; Labriformes; Labridae
Gene: sirt2
Product: sirtuin 2 (silent mating type information regulation 2, homolog) 2 (S. cerevisiae)
Exons: 16
Coding region: 160-1305 (381 amino acids)
Molecular function (GO): NAD+ binding; histone deacetylase activity, NAD-dependent
Source: RefSeq, a predicted model, not a curated record